Messenger RNA from Aspergillus aculeatus ATCC 16872, 585 nucleotides. RefSeq names its product Cnl2/NKP2 family protein. The transcript has a single exon. The record is from RefSeq and is a predicted model, not a curated record. The coding region runs from base 1 to 585 and encodes 194 amino acids. NCBI's taxonomy places the organism in Eukaryota, Fungi, Ascomycota, Eurotiomycetes, Eurotiales, Aspergillaceae. Gene Ontology annotation, biological process: chromosome segregation. Gene Ontology annotation, cellular component: Mis6-Sim4 complex; kinetochore.
AUGGCACCUUCAGAGACAGCCAUUCUGAGCAAUUUCCUCUUGACCCCAGCUCCCUUGCCAACGAUCAUCUCGUUGCAGCAAUUCACCGAGCUCUUUCCAAAGAGACUACGCUCUCACCCCCACAUCAGGGUUCUCUAUCGUGAACUACAAGAGAUUCGCGAGCAGGACAUGGACCUAGUCAAUGAGAACAUUGACAAGGAAGCAGUUCAGGGCGAACGCCAGAAGGCAGAGCUCCGUAAAUCCUUGAUGAAGACAGGCAUUGAUGGCAUUAGCUCCGCUGAGCAGCGCGAGAUGGACAUGGAUUUCGAGCUGUUUGGGCAGACGACUUCUACGUCUAAUUACCACUCGGUAUCGAGUCUCCUCGCGGCUAUGCAGACGGCAUGCUCCAACGUGGAACACGAGGUGACCGAAGUCGACAAGGAAGCAAGCUCACUCCUGUCCGAUCUCCAUGGCCUGGUCGGUGACUUGAGUGAUCUGCGGUAUGGCAAGAUGCAAGGCCCUGUGGGCAUGACAGGCGAGGAGGUCGUCAACGAGGCCAUAAGGGGUCUCCAAAACCUUGAAAAUGCUUGCUACCGCAACAGCUGA